CUAUUCUGUCCCUUUCAGCCCUUUCCAGCAGCGCAUUCGUGCAGCUACGGCAGCAAACAGGAACCUUGGGACGCUUUAAGGCCAGGCGAGUUUCUCCACUCAUGACAUCUCGCCCGCUGGAGCUGUGGCUGGACGCACGAGCUGACAAACAAAUCGGCAAGCAAAGCUAUCCAUUCAACAGAGUGCUGUACGCUGGGCACACAGCCAUCCCUGAGUUGAGAGAUGAGGACCUCAUGGAGAUGGAUGGAGUGCUGAGGAAGGGAAUCAAUGAGGUGGGCAAGGUGGUCAAGAUCAUUCAGCCCGAGGACCAGAACGAGGGCAAGAAGCUCAUUGGAUCUGUGGAAUGGAUUGUGAUUGACUGCGACGGUACGACUGGACACAAAGCGCACAUGCGGGCGCGCACAGGAGCAAAACACACAUGGGUGACUUUGUGUGCGUGUAGAUUGGGUGCAGAUCCCUGGCGAGAACAUGGUGGCGGCAAGCCACCAGACGCCCACGCGGAUCUGUGCCGUCGUCACGGACGCCUCGCAGAUACAGGGGCUGGCCUUCUCACUGCAGGUGGGUCAGCCGCUCAUCGGGGUGUGUUUAGGCACAUGUCUUUUCAUGGGCUGUUUGCUUUGCACAUGUAUACUGUAGUUGGGUGUGGAUGCGCUGCUGCUGCCGCCAGACCAGGCCAUGUGGAAGGCCGCUUUGGAGGCGCGCACCACGAGGGGCCAGGGCACCCAGCCCACCAACGCAGAGGCAUCUCAGCCCUCUGCAAAGGUAUUGGACGAGGCGUGCAUGCUGAUGGGGAAUGGUUUGAUUCAUUGUUUUCAUUCACUCAGGGGGUCGCCAGUGCGCACAGCGGGCUUCGGUUUGCUCGUGUGGUGUCUGUGAGUGAUGGAGGUGUCGGGGAUCGUGUCUGCCUGGACCUCAUCCAGAACAUGCGGCACGGCGAGGGCGCUCUGGUAGGCUACGUACUUGGGCUCUCACCACCCACUACCACCAGAGGGCCAUCUUAAGCUUAUGUCCGUCUGCGUGCAGGUGGGCUCCAGUGCAAUGAGGCUGGCCUUCGUGCAUGCUGAGACCAUCCCUGCGGGGUUCGUGCCGGCCCGACCGUUUCGCAUCAAUGCCGGCCCCGUGCACGCCUACUGCCUGAUGGGCGACGGCAAAUCCACCAAGUACCUGUCUGAAAUACAGGUGGGCGGGGCGGCUGUGAGUGACGUCAGCCAGCAACAAGGACGGCCGUGUGUGCUGCUGCAUGGUGUGUGCAUGAGUGUGUGUCAGGCCGGCGAUGAGAUAGCGGUGGUCAGUCUGCCUGCAGGGGCCGACGGGAGUGUCACGUCGCGUGCAGUGUCGGUCGGAAGAUGCAAAGUCGAGCGGCGGCCGGUGCUCAAGGUCAUCUUCCAGGUGACUGCCUGCCUGCCUGCCUGCCUGCGUACCCAGGGCAAGCACUUCAGUGACCUGCUUUGCUGUCAUUCUGUGCGUGCAUGGCCGUGUCAGAUUGAAUCAGCAGAUGGCACGGCAGCCCCAUCAGCCGGCAACGUGAGACGAGAAACGACACGAUGGAGAUCCAUUUGUGACUCCUCCAUGUGUUCCCUCUGUUGUCCUCCUUCUCUGCAGGUGUUUCUGCAGCAGGCCGAGACCGUGAGGCUCCUGAAAAGGGACGAGGGCACUGAGAGGCCCUCGGGCGAGCACGCCUUCCUGCUUCCUGGUGGAGGUGAGGGUGAGUCGGUGUGUUGGGUGGUGCCGGUCUCCAUCACAAGCCUCAAAGCAGGUAGCUGCAGACAGCAUGGUCGGUGCUCCAGUCGAUGUGUGUAUGUGCUCUUCCAGGCGACAGCAUAUUGGUUCGAGGACAGUCAGUGGGGACGCAUCUGGGGCAGCCCAUCGAUGCCAAAGUGGUCGAGAUUUAGCGUGUCUCAUUCAUCAGAUUCCGUAUCAUUCAUGCCUUCCCUGUUUUGUUCCAAAAAUCGAUGGAGGGCAAUGCAGAACAGACAGAUGCCUGACUGUGUGCCUGCCCUUGCUCUUGCUCUGUCUGCAUUGCCUUCCUUGGAUCUUGCUGCCUGGGGGAAAGCAAUUUGUGUGAGUGUGUGGAUGGACAAACAAAUGGUCGGACGGAUGGGUGGAUGCGACGGGCUCACUGACUGACUAGCUGAUCGGUGCUGCUUUGCAUGUGACUGUGUGCGUGUACAAAAUAAUCUGCUUGUAUGCUUCCAUCUGAGUGAGAGACAGGCCGACACACAAGGCAGGCAGCAC
Vitrella brassicaformis is the source of this 2235-nucleotide messenger RNA. The record is from the annotation of a GenBank genome assembly. NCBI's taxonomy places the organism in Eukaryota, Vitrellaceae.